Molecule: messenger RNA, 7786 nt
Organism: Hippopotamus amphibius kiboko
Lineage: Eukaryota; Metazoa; Chordata; Mammalia; Artiodactyla; Hippopotamidae
Gene: KDSR
Product: 3-ketodihydrosphingosine reductase
Exons: 10
Coding region: 232-1230 (332 amino acids)
Biological process (GO): sphingolipid biosynthetic process
Cellular component (GO): endoplasmic reticulum membrane
Molecular function (GO): 3-dehydrosphinganine reductase activity
Source: RefSeq, a predicted model, not a curated record
GCGGCGGGGCGGCGGCCGCGGCCCCCCGAGCCCUGGAAGCCCCGCCCCGCGCGGUCGCGCCCUCCGCCGGCUCCGCCUCUUCCCCUCCGGCCGCCGCCCCGCCCCGCGCCGCCAACCCAAACACCCGGCUCCCGCUGCGCGCGGCCGCGCGUGAUCGCCGGCGCCGCCUUGCCCCGCGCGCCAGAGCCUGCGCCGCCCGCCCCCGGCCCCGGGCCCGGCCUCGGCCGAGCGAUGCUGCUGCUGGCGGCCGCCUUCCUCGUGGCGUUCGUGCUGCUGCUCUACAUGGUGUCUCCGCUCAUCAGCCCCAAGCCGCUCGCCCUGCCCGGGGCGCAUGUGGUGGUUACAGGAGGUUCCAGUGGCAUCGGAAAGUGCAUUGCUAUCGAGUGCUACAGACAGGGAGCCUUUAUAACUCUGGUUGCGCGAAAUGAGGACAAGCUGUUGCAGGCAAAGAAAGAAAUCGAAAAACACUCUAUUAACGAUAAACAGGUGGUGCUUUGUAUAUCAGUUGAUGUAUCUCAAGACUAUAGCCAAGUAGAGAAUGUCAUAAAACAAGCACAGGAGAAACUGGGCCCAGUGGACAUGCUUGUAAACUGUGCAGGAAUGUCACUUGCAGGAAAAUUUGAAGAUCUUGAAGUUAGUACUUUUGAAAGACUGAUGAGCGUCAACUACCUGGGCAGCGUGUACCCCAGCCGCGCCGUGAUCACCACCAUGAAGGAGCGCCGCGUGGGCAGGAUCGUCUUCGUGUCUUCCCAGGCUGGGCAGUUGGGCUUAUUUGGUUUCACAGCCUACUCUUCGUCCAAGUUUGCCAUCAGGGGGUUGGCGGAGGCUUUGCAGAUGGAGGUGAAGCCGUAUAAUGUUUAUGUCACAGUUGCCUACCCACCAGACACAGACACCCCCGGGUUUGCAGAAGAAAACAAAACCAAGCCUUUGGAGACUCGUCUAAUUUCAGAGACCACAUCUAUUUGCAAACCAGAGCAAGUAGCCAAACAAAUUGUUAAAGAUGCCAUACAAGGAAAUUUCAACAGUUCCAUCGGCUCAGAUGGGUACAUGCUCUCAUCCCUGACCUGUGGAAUGGCUCCGGUAACUUCCAUCACUGAAGGGCUCCAGCAGGUGGUCACCAUGGGCCUCUUCCGCACAAUUGCUUUGUUUUACCUUGGAAGCUUCGACAGUAUAGUUCGUCGCUGCAUGAUGCAGAGAGCGAGAUCUGAAAUUGCAGACAAAACUGCCUAAUUCUUACCCCUUGGAAAAAGACUUUCUAAAUAAUUUGACCAGCUUGCUGCUAAAUGGGACGCAGUUUUUGGCCUGCAGACACUCAUGUCUUGCUUUCGAGUCUGUGAGAUUGGACCAGUGCUCUCCAGAAACCUGGCUGCAAGCAGAGGGUUAGACGUUCAACUCCAGACAAUAUUAUUAAUACUAUGCAAAUACGGAGCAGGAGACCACGUGAUUCUCCAGGCAGAGAGGUGAUGGUAAGAGAAUUCAUAGCAUGUGAGCAGGGUGAAGAACAGGAUUCCAGGGUGAUCACUGAAUUUUUUUUCUAUUUAUUCUUUUUUUUUCCCAGCAGAGAUCCUAUGUCCAGAAAUGUACUUUCUGAGCACUUUUUUAACCUUUCACGAAAGGCAGUUUAUGGGUUUCUGGGGCCUUCUUUUUUCUUUUUAACUUGGUGUAUUUUAUUCCAGAUGCAUUUCACCCAUUGCCACUGUGUCUGAGUCCAUAAUAACGUCCCUGACUCCCUCUGUUGUUGGUGGACCCUCUUGGCUUCUCUCUCUUUGAUCCCAUAAAACUCUAAGGGGGAUGAGAGAGGGUGAUGCAGUGGAACAAAGGCGACAAACAUUUUCCAGUAAGAAAAAAUGAUGCUUUCUUGUCUUCUUUAGACUCAAAUACUUUUCAUUUUUCAUUCACGGGGAAAGGCAGGCUCCUAAAAUGUUUUCAAGAGAAGUAAAAUCUUGGAAGCUUAAAAGUUUACAAUUUCUUCGAUGGCCAUGAUGACCUGAAGCUCACCCAUUCCAUUGUAAGUGUCUUAUUCUUCCCAUGUCUUCCUUCCAAUUUUGCUUAUACUGCUGUAAUAUUUUUCUAAAACACAGAGAAGACCAGUUUUUUUUUUUUGACUUGACUUUUUAAAUUAACAAAUUUAUUAAAGCAAACGAAAAAAUUAGAAAGCACGACCUUCGUCUCCUCGUAGCAUAUAUGUAGCCUUUAGGAGAGGCUGAUGAUAGCAUAUUUCAGUUUUAUUCAGUAAGGAAAAAAUGUAGGAUGACAAGGCCGAUGUUGAAGAUACUCGUUUUUGAAAUAAAACGAUCACCGCGUUCUUUCUGUGACUCUCCCACUGACCCUGAGAACAUCCUUUUUGUACCACGUUAAGAAAGCCUAGCCAUCAUUCUCACAGUAGAGACAUGGAAAUCCUGUUGGCCCCCAAGUGUUGUUUUCAGAUGCCAGGCUCCGAUGGUAUCACAUACCAUCCAUCCAUUGGUGGCUUUCCACAGCAGGUGCCUCUGAUGAGGUCUAGCCGCCAUCCACCGUUAACUGCUUCACUCAGUCAUUGUAUGUGCUCCUUCCACACGAGGACAGUCACCUCCAUUGUAACGCUGGGUCCCCUCCCCCUUGCAUACACAGCAAGUUUGUACAUUACCACGUUCCAAUUCCUUUCGGUGAGAAAAGACCACUGCUUUUGAAGAAGGAACUUUUUUUUUAUUGUUUAAAAAAACACAACUCUGCAAAAGAUAAAAGACCUAAAAACUAUUACAAACCUUUUUUUUUUGGUCUUGAGUUUUUGAACCUCUUGACUUAAAAAUGACUUGGGCUUCCUAGUGGCGCAGUGGUUAAAAAUCUGCCUGCCAAUGCAGAGGACAUGGGUUCGAUCCCUGCUCCAGGAAGAUCCCACAUGCCAUGGAGCAACUAAGCCCGUGUGCCAAAAAAAAAAAAAAAAAAAAUCCUUCUUAGUUCCAGUAUCAGAAGUAAACCUGAAUCCCCCAAACUUCCAGAAGAAAUCAAAAUACACUGACCUAUGUGCUUUAAGAUUAAAAUAUUUAGCUUACUUGCUGAUUAAAGUUUCAUUAAAAAAACAAAAUGACUUAAUUUUUACAAAGUAAGAUGUUUAAUGGCUUUAAUCUAUGGUGUCUUUUUAAAAGACAUGAGAAUGGCACAUUUUCAAACACUGACAAGACAGAAGAAAUUAUUAUUUAAUAUGUAAGUUGCUUGGGAUGACUUCAUUGCAGUUUAUGGGGGUGGGUUGAACCCAUAAUGGUUUCAUGAAUCUUUCAGCCUUAGAGAGCCAUCGUCUGCAAAGUCUGUUGAGUCAUAUCGGGCAGCCUCUAAGAGGGAGUAAUGGCUGUGUUUUCCUAAUUCCCAGAAAACAGAUACAAAUUAAUAGCGGGGUGUUUCUCAAUUUUAUUCGUUUCUCAUAAAUGUUUCUUGAAUGUUGGCACCUUCUACUGAUGGUCUAUAUUAAAAUCGAGUCCCAGAUGGUGCCUCAUUUAAUAAAAUUUACUAUUGUGCAGUAGUUAUUUCGAUAUGCAUUUCUCAAGGUAUCCUCAGAAAGAGCACUGUCACUCCAGGUCAUCUACUGCCUAAACAAAUCAAGAGCCCCUGUUCCACAGAGGGGGUCGGGGGGAGAUAUCCCCAACCCAAUUGAAGCUCAGGCAUGAGAGCAGAUUCGUGGAGAUUAUAGUGUCAGGGAAUGGACUUCUCUGUCAGAGAUGGCAAAGGUCUACAGUCUUGUAACCAAAAAGCUUUGAAAACUGAGGUAUUCCUUUUUUUCUUCCUAAAUUUGGUGCCAUAAUUGUUUGAUAGCAAAACCUGGCUUGAACUAACUUGAAAUUAUUAUCGUUUUUAUUUAUGCCACUGCAUGGGCUGUUCAUUAAUUUUUGUCUGAAGACAUACCAAUGGGUCUGACUUACAGGGACCGCCCCAGACUCUGUGGAGAUGUUUUGUAAUAUCCAGUAUAUGCCCCAUAUUACCUUUCCAAAAUUCAAAAAAAAAAAAGAUGAAUUCUGAAACACAUCUGGCCUGAAGGGUUUUGGAUGAGGGAUUGUAGACACUUAAGCAGCAUCAUGUAAUGAUCUGGCUUCAUCCAAAACAUGAAAAUAUUACAAGGCAAAUUCUAUUUUUUAAAUCUUUUUUGGCUCAGUUAUUGUACAACCUUUUUUUUUUUUUUUUUUUAACUGACUUACUUUUUUGCUCAGGGGAAGAAAAGAAAGCCUGAGUCAGAUUGUUAGGGAAACUAUUGGCUUUUUUUUUUUUUUAAAGGACCGCAUUGAUUCAACACUUUCUAUUGUACCCAGAAGUGGGUAAGUCCUACUUGUGGCAAAAGAAGUUUAAUCAUAAUUCUGUUGAAAUGUGAGUUCUCUCUAUGUGACCAACAAUAGCUUAUUAUGUGAGUUUCAGUUCUGAAGUGCCUGCCUCUGCUAGGUUGGGUUGUACUGUUUGCUUGUAAUAUAUCUGUGAGUAUAUUUAUUUUAAAAUGCUUAAUGUUAUUCAGCCAUAGAAAUUCCAAAAUACGUUCAAGGACCCUUUAUCAUUGAAAAAGGUAUAAAAAACAAUUCUCACUUAUUUUUGCAAAAACAAAGUCAAGAGAGUUGUUCUUGUCUAUAUAUUUUAAAAUUUAAUUUUCACAGCUGAAAAAAGAAGAAAUUAAAAAUGCUGUUAGUGAUGGCCCCUUUACAUGAACACUUUUAUAUAUUUAAUUAUUAGUCUCUGUUUGGAUCUGUUAAACCAUAUAUUGUUGAUCCUUGGAAGUGAAAAUUUGAGAGACCAUUUCUAAUGUUCAGAUGACAGAAGCAUUUUGAUAAUAGUUGCUUGGAUUCAAAGAAUUGUAUGUCUUUGUCUUUCUAGAAGUCGUCAAUACCAUAAUGAUUUUUUUGUUUGUUUGUUUUACUGAAUUGUAUCAUCAACAGAUUUAAUUUUAUUGCAUCAUAUUCCAAUUUAAACAUGUCUUAAAUCACUUGAGGACACUUAAAUAGUCAUACUUUUUGACAUGAAAUGUUUUGAAUCAUUCUCAUUUCCUUAAGUUCUUAGUGACUCAGCUUUGAAAAAAUACCUACUAACCAUAACCUUCCAUAUUCUGGACUAAAUCUUGUUUAGUUCAGAGCAGUGAUGGCAGAUUUGGUAUUUUGAAGAGGAGAUAAUAGCUACUAUAUUUUACACUUGCUUGAUGUGACAACUCUUAAAGACAUUUUUAAACUGAUAAGAGUGCAUAUGGCUAUUUUGAUAUAUAUUAGAACCUGUGUUUGCUACUGUAGAAGCUUUUGUGGCAGAAUUAUAACCUAAUUUUCAUAUCUUGUAUUUCUGAAUCACAACAAGAAAUAAAUGGGGAACAUGCUUUACAGAUUUGAAAACUUAUUUUUUAGAAAUGUGCAUUUUUUAAAAGAGAUGUUUAAGCAAAACACAAACCUCUUUCAUAACGUUAUACUAACCUUGCAUCUUAAACACUUGACCAGGUUUGAUAUUUUAUCAUUUUUUAGGAAGUAAUGUUUUCACAGUAAGUAUUUGGUAUUCUGGGCCCUUGUUUCAAAUAUGUUUUGUUUGUUUGACUCUGAUGUGGGAUAUAUGAGUCAGAAAUGUGGAAUUUAAGAAAAUUUAUUAAGUGAUUAUGUUUCAUACACAAACUGAUUUCCCAUACUUUAAAUCUUCAUAUUCCAACCAUGAAAUAUCUCCUCAACUCUGAAGGGCAUAGAAGAGAGAUAUGGGAAAGAACACGCCUUAAUAUUUCUCGGUCCUUAAAUAGAAAAAUUUUGGUCACGUUGACAAGAGAUGCCUUGGAUGUCAGUUGGCAAACUUAACCUUUCUUUAAAUUUGAGCAACUUCUAUAUGUAAAUAGCACAGGAUAUCGCCUCUAUAAUUUUUUAUGUUUGGACGUUUAAAAAGAAAAGUAUUUCUUGACUUCUGUUCCACUCCUGAUUUUAUCCACCCCAUUUUCCCUCAUUCAACAUGUAUUUAUUGAGUGCCUGUGACGAGCUCGGUAUCCAGGCGCCCGGGAUACAACUUUGCAUAAACAAUCUGUCCCUCUCUCCUGGCGAUUACAUUUCUGAUUUAUUUCCCUCCCCACUUCUUCACCCCUCUGAAGCCUCUUACAAGUCUUCCGGGAGGACGGGGAACCACUCCCCAUUCCUUCCUGCAGGCCUCUGAAUUUUAUGCCACAAUUAUUUGAAUGCCAGGCACUAUUCUAGGCUGGGAAUGCACAAAGGGAAAAUAUGGUCCCUGCCCUCAAAUAGUUUAUAAUCUAGGGAGAAAAACAUAUGUCAGAAAUUACAUGGUGAUCCAACAAUAGCUACGAUUAAAGUAUCGUAACAUUUGAAAACGUAACCCGUGCUAGUCGCUGUUGUGAGUGCUUUGUGUGUAACUCAUUUACAACAUCUACUGACCCUACCAGUGGUACCUUCAUAUCCCCAUGUUAUAAAUGAGGGCACAGGCACAGAGAGGUUAAGUAGCUAGGCCAAGGUCACAGCUGCCAAGCAGUGAAGCCAUGAUCCAAACCAGUUUCCUGUCUUGGAAGCUCCCAGCCUCCAUAGGAAACCUCUUCUCGUGGCACAAAUGGAAUCCGAGGGCUGCCGGGGAUAGUUGGGGAUGGGCUCACAGGGGAGGAAGUUGUUGAGAUAAAUCUUGAGGAAUUAGUAUGAAUUUUCCACAGGAAAGUUGGGUUCCUUUCAGGGAGAUGAGCAAAUGUGCAAAGGCAAAAGACGCGAGAGGUCUUGGCGUAUUCCAGAGAACACAUAGAGGUAAGGUAGCUACGAGAAGGGAAAGUGGAAGGACUGGGUGGGCAACCAGGGGGUAGGCUUGGGCCACAUCAUCCCAUGUGGAGGAGUUGAGGUUUCGGUCUCUGAAGACCUUUGAGCAGAAAUAUGAAAUGGCUAGAUUUAGAAAGAUCAUGGUUACCUUUGAAAUUCAGGGGUGGCUGAGCCCUUGGGCCUUGGAAUAAACAUUCCUUAUUAGUUUGGAAAAAACCAUCUUAGAUACCUAUUGGUAUGGGUUGAGUUGUGUGUCUUUAAAAGAUGCUGAUGUCCUAAUCCCCAGUACCUGUGGACGUGACCUUAUUUGGGAAUGGGGUCUUCAUAGAUGUAACGAAGUUAAGAAGAGCUUAUUAGGGUCCUAAUCCAGUAUGACUGGUGACCUCAUAAAAAUAGGAGAAAACAGAAAUGCAUAGGGAGAACGCCGUGGGAGGACAGUGGUAUACGUCAGAGUGAUGCAGUGGCAAGCCAAGGAUUGCCAGCCCCCAACAAAAGCUAGAAAGAGGUAAGGAGAGAUUUUCCCUAGAGACUUCAGAGGGAGCAUGGCCCUACUAACACCUUGAUUUUCGACUUUGAGCCUCCAGAACUGUGGGAGAGUAAAUUUCCUCUUUAAUAAGCCACCCAGUUUGUGGUACUUUGUUACUGCAGCCCAAGAUAACAAACAUAUUUACCUUGAUUUUUCUAAAUGUGUUCAUAAGCAGUUAAUGUGUGGGAGAUAACUGUGCUCUGUGCUAAAGAGCAUAAGAGAAUAAACAUUAGUUAUCACACAUAAGAAUGUAAAUUCUUUACCUAUUUCCCCUCAAUCCUAUGGUGUUUCAUGUCAAUCCAACAAGAGCAGGAAGCAUUUGAAAAGUAUAAGGCAAGUUCCUAAUCUCAAUUUAUUCACUUUAAAUGCCAAGUCAUUAGUUUGAAAGGAAAAAAUUGCCACAAGUGAAUUCAUUGUGCUUUCCUUUGUAAACCAAAAGUAAACAUUAUUUGCAGGCUGUUAAACUUGUGCAACAGAAUGACAUAUCUACACUUUGUUGCCUGGUUUCAGCAGUUGUUGCUUAAUUAUUCCAAACAUUUUU